AGUGUAGUGAAGCACCAAGAUGGACGAUGUCCUGGAUCUGGGGGAGAAUCAGACCCGGAGAUCGGGGAUAAGGAUGGGACGUCGAGCACGACAUUCUCAAGACACCCAGCAAGAUGAAGAAAAUACUUCUCGUUCUCAGUCUGGAAAAGAGGGGCCCCCUAAACCUCUACGGCAGGGAGGAUGGGCUGAUGUCUCUUCUGGGCCUUUAAAGUCUGGGAAACGAGGAGCUGAUGAUGUAGAAGAUAGCCGACUGAAGCAGAAAUCUCUGGAUGAUGAGUCUGAUGAAGGAGGAGAUAUCCCAGUAAUUCCAGACCUGGAGGAAAUGCAGGAAGAGGAUUUAGCUCUACAAGUUGCUGCACCUCCCAGUGUGCAGGUCAAUAGAGUGAUGACCUAUAUCGACUUGGACAAGGAUCUCAUGAGACAUGCAGCCUUUCAGACGCUGGAUGGAGAUAUUGAUCUAAAACUGCUGACUAAAGUGCUCUCUCCAGAACCAGAAGUGAGAGAGGAUGAUGCACUCUGGGAUCGGGACUUACUCUACACUGAGGUGUCAUCAGAGCUGGUCACUGAGUGGGAUGUAGGAAAAGCUGAAAAAGAAGACACCACAAGGAACAGCCCAUUGGUCACCUGACAUGGAGCCUGAUCUCUGACCUUUGUGAAUAUAUUAAUAUGUACAGAUCAAAUAAACUGUUUUUU
Molecule: messenger RNA, 693 nt
Organism: Pelobates fuscus (common spadefoot toad)
Lineage: Eukaryota; Metazoa; Chordata; Amphibia; Anura; Pelobatidae
Gene: IFT43
Product: intraflagellar transport 43
Exons: 9
Coding region: 20-628 (202 amino acids)
Biological process (GO): intraciliary retrograde transport
Cellular component (GO): cilium; intraciliary transport particle A
Source: RefSeq, a predicted model, not a curated record